Molecule: messenger RNA, 552 nt
Organism: Pneumocystis jirovecii RU7
Lineage: Eukaryota; Fungi; Ascomycota; Pneumocystomycetes; Pneumocystales; Pneumocystaceae
Exons: 5
Coding region: 1-552 (183 amino acids)
Source: RefSeq, a predicted model, not a curated record
AUGGAAAAAAUUCAGGUACUAGUGUCAACAGAGAAUCUAAAAGAAGGUGUGAAAAGAAGAGCGACUAUUCAUGCACUUUCAAGUUAUCUUAGAAAUUUUUUUGAUAUAGAAGGAUGCAUGAGAAUUUCAACGGCUUAUUGUUCUAUUCUAAUGAGGAAACUUUGUCUAGAAUAUCUUGAAGAAUUUAAUGAAAUGGGAAAAAUCUAUGGAGGCAUUUUGGAAGCUACAAGUAUAAAAGUGAAAAAAGAGUGUAAAGAAUUGAAUGUUACUAUUCCAUCUAAAGAUAUUCCACUACAAGAACUAUCUGAUGAACAUAGUGAUGAUAUAUCAUUUAUUAAUUCAGAAAAGAAAAUAUAUACAGGAACAGGUACUGUUAUUACUCAUCUUGUAGUGACUGUUACUAACCAACAAAGUCACCUGAUUCAGAUAAAUGAUCCAGAUGAACCAGAUAAAUCGCUAAAGCCAGAAGAGUCAGAUGGAUUGGAAAAGUCAAAUGAGUCAGAUGAGUCACUUAAACUAGUAGAACUAUCUGAAUCAGAAGAGUUGAGUUAA